UGUUGUGAACAUGAGGAGCAUGUACAGCUGAAAGGUCUCAAGGUCUAGCAAAAAAACAAACUCUGCCAAAUUAACGCUGAAAGGUACAGCACACGCUCCUGAGAUGGGCCUCGGGACCACUGCUGCGCCUCCUCGCUGGGCAAACAAGUGAGACGGACACUUUCAACUGUCAGCCAUCCUAGGAAUGCAGAGGGUCAUAUAACAGCACAGCGCUCACUGCAGACCUGAGAGAAACAGAGCGGAAGCUGCAAGCUGCAAGCAUCCAGCAUCCAUCUGAAAUCUCAGGAAAAGGUGGAGGAGAGCCGUCAUUCCCAAGGUGAUGCUGGUAACGGCAGCGGAGAGGAGACGAGGAAAGCCAGAGAACGAGGAAGACGGAGAAGACGCAGCCAUGAUGGGCACACCUCUCCGGAGGAAAGCCCCGGCAUAUGAGAUGGCUGAAGCUGAACUUCAUAAGGAAAGGCUCCAAGCCCUGGCGGAAAAACGGAAAAGACAAGCCGAGAUAGAGGACAAAAGAAGACAACUUGAUGAACUUGUUCUACAACUUCAGCAUUUCAAGUCCAAAGCCAUGAGGGAGAGAUGGCUUCUGCAGGGGACACCAGCAGUGCCACAAGAGGAAGAAGAAGGUCGGAGAAAACAAGUUGAGCAAGAUGAGCUGCACGUCAAGACACUAGAAGAUGCCAUUCACAGAUUGGAAUCAGAAAUUCUGCUUUUGGAGAAUGAAGAAUCACAGAUCUCAGCUAAAGAGCAAGUUCUGAGACAGCGACUGCGGGAAACAGAGAGAUCUAUUGAAGAUCUACAGAAGAGUCUUCAGAGUCAAGAUGGAGAUGCGGUGAAUUACAACUGUUCCCAGAUCCCGGACUUCCCAGAACUGAACUCCCAACCUCCCGUCUCAGCUUCAGGGGAUCAGCAACCGCCAAGAAAAUCUGCAUUAUACGCCAUGGAGAUCAGUGUCGAAAAGGACAGAAAAACGGGUGCCACCAAGAUCCUCUCAGCCUCAACGGUCAGCCCGCGGGACGUUCACCAGAGGGGCGUCAAAGUCUACGACGACGGCCGCAAAGUGAUCUACGAGGUGCGUUCUGGGGGAUCUACUACACUGGAGAACGGCACGCACCCCUGGGGCCCCGGCGAAGUGGACGAACUCAUGCAGCAAGUCGGCAAGACCCAACAGCGAAGUGACGGCGCCCAGGUCACCGUCACACCGGCUGACCCCCAACCGUCGGAAGGACAGUUGAGCUCCAAAGAGGCCAAGCAAGACAAAAAACAAUCCCCUAGGAAAGGCUACGAAGGCGAGGUCACAGAAACUCCACAAGCUUCAGCCGACAAACCAGUGACCAUGAUCUUCAUGGGAUACCACAGCGUAGAGGACGAGGAGGAAUCCAAGAAGCUGCUUGGCUUUGACGGCACCAUCAAGGCUGAGAUCGUCCUCAUCGACGAGGACGAUGAGAAAUCUCUUCGGGAGAAGACCGUCACUGAUAUCUCCACCAUCGACGGCAACGCCGCAGACCUUGUGUCGGGCCGGCCUCUGUCCGAUACUUCUGAACUGUCUUCAGAAGGCAAAGAUGAAAGCUCGACCAAGGAACUGCCAACCACAGGCGGUGAGAAGGCACGUUCAGUGCUGCUGACGCCAGAGAACGGACUGUAUCCUACAGCCACGGCACGAUCUGCUGACCCUCUGAAGUCCCCUGUACUCUCAGAGGAUGACAGUGAGCUGAAAAGAGAGAGAAGCCUGAAGACUGUGAGUUUUUUCGAUUCUGUGAGUCUGAUAUCCGGUGGCGAGAGCAGCAUGGAGCUUGAAGUUCAGUCCGAGACCCAGCAAAGUUAUGUGAGCAGUGGGCAGAACAGAGCAAGACACGGAGGAGAAGGAAUGGACAGCGAAGUUGCCAAGGAAAUCCUUUACCUGGACGAGGUCCUUGAGGCCAACUGUUGUGACCCCAGGGCAGAAAUGACUUCAAAUGGGACAAGUUCCCCUGAUAUGAAGUCAAUCAGAGUUCACGGAACUGGACCAUCUGUGCGUACUUGCGACACAUCACCCUCACACAACCAUGAAGUUGUUUUAGAAGGCAAAAAACAGAGUACUUUUGUGGAUGAUAACUUCAACACCAAACCCAAUGGUCAUGCAACAGACUAUACAAGAUCACCCGAGUCACCUAGGACAGCAAUGAAGAAAGAGGCACGUUUUGAACUCCGACCAUUUCAUGAAGAGAAGAAACCGUCGAAACUAUUUGACCCCCCAACUGAGAAAGAAGUUCGGGUGAAGAAAGUCAGACCCUCGGAGGAGAUUGCAGAGCUUGAGAGAGAAAGGCUAGAACUCAUCCGGGGUCAAGCAGUCAAGAAAAAUCCCGGAAUUGCAGCAAAGUGGUGGAACCCACCUCAGGAGAAGACACUGGAAGAAGAGCUGGAGCCAGAGCAGCUGGAGUCGCUUCGAAAAUAUGAGGAAAGGAAGCAGAUGAGAAUAGAAUCCCACCGUAUGCCACAAGCUGCACCCAGACACACAACCUCCUUUACCCAACCUGAAAUGGGAAAUAGGGAGGAUGUUGUUAUGGAGGAGAUUGACUUUUCUGCAGCACGCAAGCAAUUUCUGCAGAUGGAGCAUAGCAAGCAGCCCACAGCGCCUAAGAGGAAUGUGGCACCACAGCUUUACUCUGCCAAACCUUUCUUCAGGACUACAGAGGUCACGCAUGUAGAGAGGCCAUGCGGUUAUGUCACAGUUGCCAAUCAAGAAGGGGUCACAUCCCACGACGGAAGUGAAAUCACGACAGUCAAAGCUGAAAAGAUUUACUGCUGCUCUGGAGAAUCUGCCACACCACCCAAAGAUGCAUUCACUCAGAAUGAGCUGAAAGAUGAUGAGUUUACUUGUGCCCGUGCAGUGAUGACCAUAGUGAAGGAUGAGGAUUCUGAUUUGUGUCAACGCUCUUUAAACAGCUCCUACCAUAUGGAAGAAAUCGACUCUGGGUUAGAUGACCUAUCCCUGCGGUCUCAAGACACUACUGUACUUGAGACGCUCUCCAAUGACUUCAGUAUGGACAACAUAAGCGACAGUGGUGCAUCGAAUGAGACCAUGAGUGCCUAUUUGGAAAACUCUCUUGGGGAGUACUCUUUUCCCUCAACUCCAAUGGCUACUACACCAAUUAAUGGAAAACAUGAAAGUGGAAUCAAAUCUCCAGGUGAACAGAGUGGGUCCUAUCAGGCAGAUGGAUUGACGGAAGAAGAACUGGAAUACCACGCUGGUAUUUUAGUCCAAAAUGCUAUCCAACAAGCCAUUGCUCAGCAGAAUGAUAAAUGGGAGCCUCUUCAGGCUACACAGCAUUCAUCCCCCAUCCCCGAGAGACAUGUGGAAAGUAUUGAACCAGAACCACAACCCCUAGUAGAGAGAUCUGCUAUCACACCUCCUCCCAAAGUGCCAUCCCCGCUAGAGGAGAAGAAAACCAUUGCCCCUCAAAUAACUGUAGUCCAAGAUGCUCCGGUUAUUCCAGUGAACACUUACAAAUCUCCCAGUCCCUCUCCACCACCAAGUGAGAAACCAGAAUUCAGCUAUUUCAGUAAGUACUCUGAGGCAGCUGAGCUCAGGAGCACCGCAGCUGUUACUCGCACUCAGGAAGCGGAAGUCACCUCAGGACCGUUCAAGCUGCGCUCACGCAAACAGAGGACCCUGUCCAUGAUCGAAGAGGAGAUUCGAGCGGCCCAAGAGCGUGAGGAAGAGUUGAAGAAGCAACGGCAGGCGCAAACAUUGCACCCGCCCCGUACACAGAAGAUGAAGACCAGCACCCAGCCAAACAAGCUGGUCCUUGCUGGGAAGACAGCACCAGGUAAGAUAGAGAAGAUUCGUCCAGUUCCUCCAGCAUCACCGUGCUCCUCAGAUGGAGCUCUACCCUCGCCGCUGUCUGAUCUGGGCAGUGAUGAUUCUGGAGGAGGACAGCGACCCAAGAACUUCAUGCAGACUUUAAUGGAGGACUUUGAGACACACAAGGUCAAGCGUCGAGAGAAAGCUGAGGACAACAGUUAUGUCCGCUCAGUUACAACUGAGGUUCUGGAGGCAACACGUGUCACUCGCAGAAAAAGUAACAUGGCCCUCCGGUGGGAGGCGGGAAUCUACGCCAAUCAGGAAGAGGCUGAGGAAGAGGAGGAGGAGGAGGAGGAGGAAGAAGAGGAAGAGUAAACUAAACUUGCAUUUUAUACCGAAAAGAAGGAGAACGAGAGAAAACCAGAGGGAAAAUGUGCAACGGGACAAACACAAAUAUUUAUUGGGAAUUCAAAGCCCAACAGCAAUUCACACCUCUCUGAAGAUUUGUUUCUGGAGCCUAUGGGAAAAAAACAUUAUCUCGGCAUUGAAGAAUAGACUAUACCGCUUCACAUUUUCACUAGCAAGUUAUUGCUUUUUCUUAUACGUUUUGAGAAAAUGUGGAAAGACAAGUAUCGAUGUUUUUUGAGACUUUGGGAUUGAUGUUGAAAGUAAGAUCGGUUGUGAAGAUCACAUUGCAUUUGAACUUCACAUACAUAGAGAUGUUAUUGUGUGACUGAGGACUGGAAGAAUGAAAGAAUGGAAAAUGGGAUAAUAUUAUGUAAUUAGUAGGCAGAGCUGAUUUCAAGCUAGAUUUUUGACUUUUUGACUCUGGUUUGUUCUGGAUUGGUGCCAUGUAUAUGAGUUCAUCCGUGAGCCCGUUUAGAAAGCAGAACUACACGAAUGUGUCUUGCAUUGUCUGAAAGAGCAAAAUACUCUUUUGUUUUCCUGUUAAUCACAUUGUCACAUGAUCUUGAUUGCAGGCUGUAGGGAUAGGAGGACAAAUCACUCUCCUAAUUUUGCCAUAUAGUUCAGAGAGAAGCUUUAAUGAGGAGGACAAAUGAAAGUAGGGCACAAACAUUCACAGCCUUGAAAGAUGUUUGUAAGAGCAGACCUUUUACCCAUGCCGAUAUAACAAUACAUCCAAGCAGAAGAGGAAGAAGUGGUAAUAACCUACUGAGGUGGUCAUGGCUUUGUAUAAGCAGCAGCUGCUUUCUCCAUUGACAAAAGACAGGAAAUGCGUGUGAAAUUAAACUUUCGGAUGUUAUUGCUGUUUAGGCACCUGAAGUUAUAGCAUCAGAUGUAGUUCAGAACAUUUAAUGGCUGAUGUUGAUUAUUUGGGAAUGUUUAUGUGUUAUGUGUAGAAAAAUAGGAAAGAACAUGAUGUGUUGAGAAAGUAUUCAAGCAAGUGAAUUGCUUGAUUUUUUUUAAUAAUCUUAAUUUAAAAGGGUGAACAGUUCUCUUUCCUUACGUUGAAGCAGAAAUUGCUAAUGCAAUACCAUUAUUUAAUAUGGUUACACUUAUGUACACAUGAAUGUCUGAAAUGUUGGAAUGGUUUGUUCUUCAUUCAGUUUCUUAAAAAAGACACUUGGCAAUAUAAAAGAUGUUAGGACAAGCUUCUCUACAGGACACUAAUAUCAGUGAUGGACGUGCAGUAUAAAAAAGACAAAGUGGACAAGUACAUGGACAAAUCUUCUUCGAUAUUUAAUCUCCAACUUAAUUUUUGCCUUUGGUCUGAUGCAUUUUUCAAGCCACAACGAAGACAAUCCUACAAGCUUCAUUCAACAAUGUGGCUUUGUUGUUGUUUUUUGUACCCUCCACAUAUAAUAUAUAUUACACAAAAGUAUUUAAUGGACUGCUGUCCUUUUAUGAGUAUACAUGAAGUAUUUGUAGUCUCUGGAUUAGAGUGGCAUAGGUUCGCAAAUUGCAGUCAAACAAUACAGUUAUACAUCUGGGUGGCAUAUAAAGUUACACCUACAGAACAAUAAAAGUUUCUGGACAGGGUGCAUUGACUUUAUAUAAAGGAUGAAAACAGAUAUUUGUUGAUUUCUGGAUAAUGACUUUCUGAAGUGUUGAUUUGUUUUGAUGCUUGAUGUGAGAUUGUGUACUGACCAUCAGUUUUACUCAGAGCAGGAUUUGGAUUUUUACUUGGAUUCUUUGAUAUGAGAUGAUUAUUGUUGGUGAGCAAAUAAUUUGAAUUUUAUAAGGGGAAAAUAUUUUUAUUUGAGCAGUGAGAUAUAUACAGUGUUCCUAUAAAUGGAAAAUAGUUUUGGACAAAUGACUGGUGUUUAGUACUAUUACAGCACAUUUAUUCAUAUAUACUGUGUUGUGUGUAUUUGAGGGCCAAGUAUGCCAUACUAUAUGCAGUUUUCAUUAGUUUAUUUAGGUGCUAUAGGUAACAUUACUAGCACAGAGUAGUUCAAAUACUGACUGUGAUGCUGACGGGUUUUGCAUCAUGAAAUGUGCGCCGUUCAAUUGAAAGCCAGCUUUAGUUUUCCUAAAGAUGGCAUGCUUUUGUACUAUAAUGUAUGAGAUAUAGACAAAAAGAUUGUUUUUACCUCAUAAAGCUAAAUUAUAAGAAACAAGCCAAUGUUCAAAUCUGUAAUAUAAUAGGAUUCCUAUGGCAUAGGAUGGUGGCCAAAUUGCUUUUAAUAUAGAAUACCAGACGAAAAAGGAACCAUUAGAAAUUGAGCAGUUUUACAGUUGUCGACGUGUUAAAGCAUUAUGGCAAAAGCAUGAGCCUUUGAGGACAUUUGGAAACAGCAGACGAGAAUUGCGAGAAUUUUCAGCGCACUUUCGCUGGCAAAAAUAUUCAUUGUCUAUUGUCAAUAGUGUAUGAAGCACAACCAAGCAGCUUUGUGUUGCUCGACACGGUGAAUUUGUUUCCAAAUUGAAUGCGCCUCGCAUGUAUUCCUAUUUAAAUGACUGUUCUCCGAGCAACUGUAAGUGCAACCGCACCUUUAAUGUUGUGAAAUGUCACAGCUGAUGUACAGUUGAUUACAGAUGAAUACAUUGAGGGUGAAAAAGUUUUUGUUUGUGUUCGAUUCACUGUGCUGACCAACAGAACGCAGGGUUGCCAAGUCCACGGUUUUACCGAGGUUGCCAGGGGUUGUCGUUUUUUAGUCCGGGACGCCCUGUGAACGCAAUUUUGAUGGAGUGCACAUCCGACGGAAGGGAAAAGCACGUCUGGAUUAGUUUUGGGCUAGUUUUGAAUAGCAAUUUGGUUGGUUUUGUUUCACAGAUCUGGCAACCCUGUUUAAAAAAUAACUUCUGCACACUGCUGACAACAGACUGAAAAUUGUGGCUAAUGUGGUCGCUAAGGUUUUCAACUACAAACAUAGGCCUACUUUGGACUUGUAGUCAAGCAUUUUUCUCGCCAGUGUCCCAUGUGCAUGACAAAUGCGUUUGUUGCAAUAGAUUUUCAGUUUCAUUGUCAGUUUUAGCUACAGAAGACAGUUUGUGCUUUUCAAAGAAAAAAAUCUUGCCUUUAAUGAAAUCACAAGAAGUAUUGCUUUUUUUCCACAGUUUGAACCAAGUAAACAGUG
Messenger RNA from Labeo rohita (rohu), 7323 nucleotides. Its product is annotated as A-kinase anchor protein 2. Bases 320 to 4156 code for a protein of 1278 amino acids. Gene Ontology annotation, biological process: regulation of cell shape. The record is from RefSeq and is a predicted model, not a curated record. The transcript is spliced from 14 exons. NCBI's taxonomy places the organism in Eukaryota, Metazoa, Chordata, Actinopteri, Cypriniformes, Cyprinidae. Gene Ontology annotation, cellular component: membrane.